CGCAACCCUGUCGGUGAAUCGUUAAGCCUACAUCCCUAAAAAGUAGCGUUUAGUUAAUUGUGCAAAAACAUACAAAAAUGUUCAAUUCAUUUAGUUUGUGUAUGCCUAUCCAUCCAUUCGAUGGCAACACUGCUGAGGCACGCGAUAUGACCAGAAGAGGGCAUCCCGACUAUCCUUGUCUUGCAGUCUGAGCGCACGAGCAUUUGCCAGCACUCGAUUAUUCAUUUUCUCUCAUCAGGACCAGUUGCGACCAGACUACAGAGCGAGAAAGGCGAAACACGGCAAAUACUUUAGGCUACAGCAAAAACCAGUAAUCCGCUUGGUUGAAUCUCACGCAUACACUGGUGCUUGCUGACUGGAAUACACGCUUACACUGGGAAUAUCAGCGUAUUGUGUUGCUUGUUCUAGAUUCAAACCGCAGAUAAAAUAUAUAAACUUAUUUUUAAAGUGUAUUUUUUCAAGGUAGACUAUAUGCGGUUAAUGGGCUUUUUCCGUCGUCAUCUGUUGAAUAGACUACAGUGCUUUUUAUUUGCUUAUAUACUUUGAGUCGUGGUAUGCAACUGAAAUAAGGAUAGAUAAGGCUACUCCAUACUUAAAAGACUUUAAAGCAAAGCAGUAGCUCUGCAGUGCAGUCCGUUUGGCCGAGGAGCAAAGUGGCUGCAUUGGCUUCGUUGAGCGGGCUAGUUCAGCUGUGUUGGUUAGGCUAUUUGUCCAACCAAGUGAGGACUGCGCGCGACAUGCGGGCUUUGGAGUCAAGCAUCAGAGGGCUCUAACCUAUGAAAAGGAGCCGACACCACGAAAACAUGAUGGGAUCCCUGAUGCGAGAUAGAUGGCUCAUGAUCCCAUUGUUGAUGCAGGGCUGGCUGCUAGCGUCUCCAAUCAGUGUUCGUGAGCGCCCCUGUCCUCAAAGCUGUAGAUGUGAUGGGAAAAUAGUAUACUGUGAAUCCAAUGCCUUUCGGGACGUGCCAAACAAUGUGUCUGUGGGAUGCCAGGGCCUCUCUCUGCGCUACAACAGCUUAGUGAAUCUCAGCGCUAGUCAGUUCUCAGGCCUCAGUCAGCUUGUUUGGCUUUAUCUCGACCACAACUACAUUAACUCAGUGGACAGCCAAGCCUUCCAUGGGGUACGGAGGCUGAAAGAGUUGAUUCUCAGCUCUAACAAGAUCACACAGCUACAAAACAACACUUUCCAUACUGUCCCUAACUUACGCAAUCUUGACCUCUCUUACAACAAGCUGCAAGCCCUCCAGCCCAGUCAAUUUCUGGGCUUGCGGAAGUUGCUUAGUCUCCACUUGCGGUCCAAUUCUCUGAAAACUGUCCCAAUGCGGGUUUUUCAGGAUUUGCGGAAUUUGGAGUUUCUCGAUCUUGGCUAUAAUCGAUUGCGAAGCCUCACUCGAAAUGCCUUUGCUGGGCUGCUCAAGCUGAUCGAACUUCAUUUGGAACACAACCAGUUCUCCAAGAUCAACUUCUCUCACUUUCCCCGCCUCACCAACCUGCGGGCACUCUAUUUGCAAUGGAACCGAAUUAAGUCAAUAAGCCAGGGUCUAACCUGGACAUGGACGGCCUUGCAAAAGCUGGACCUUUCUGGAAAUGAACUGCAGAUAGUGGAUUCCAGUACAUAUCAAUGUCUCCCCAACCUACAGACCCUGAACUUGGACUCCAACAAGCUUAGCAACAUGUCCCAGGAGACAGUGGAUGCCUGGAUCUCCCUGACCACCAUCAGCCUAGCUGGUAAUGUGUGGUACUGUAGCCCCAGCAUCUGCCCCUUAGUGGCCUGGCUGAGGAACUUCAAGGGGAACAAGGAGACCACUAUGAUUUGUGCUGGGCCUAAGGAGGCCCAGGGAGAAAAAGUGAUUGAUGCAGUAGAAACAUUUAGUAUCUGUAAGGUCACUCCCACCACCCCUUUUGUCUCAACCGCAGCCUCCCUCAACACCCCAUCUCAGUCUGAGCUCCUGCCCCUUCCCACUUUGUCCAGGGUUGAUGAGGAGUUGACCCGCAGUGGUACGGCCAUCCCCUCCCCUUCUGGGGUCUCCCCUACCACCCCAGAGCAGGAUUUUGAGUAUGUAUCCUUCCAUAAGAUUAUUGCUGGCUGUGUGGCACUUUUCCUGUCGGUGACUAUAAUUCUCCUGGUUAUUUAUGUGUCCUGGAAGCGCUACCCCAGCAGCAUUAAGCAACUCCAGCAGCGCUCCAUGGUCAAAAAGCAGCAGAAAAAGGUGCAGGAAACAGAACGCACCCUCAGCUUGCCUCUGCAAGAGUAUUAUGUGGACUACAAACCUGCAAACUCUGAAACUAUGGAGGUGCUGGUUAAUGGGACUGGACCCUACACAUACACAAUCUCAGGAUCCAGAGAAUGUGAGGUAUGAUGCGUCACCCUCCUAAAAUCCAUUUCCACUGCGAGGCACGAGAGGUACCACAGCAGUUGAGUGCCCUGACGUUGUACAGGUAUGAACAGCCCAUAGUGGACUAGUGCCAGGCCCGUGGGGCACUGCACCUCAACAUGGGCUUUGAGCCCCCCUUCCAGCCACAGGGCUGUCUGAGGCCACCGGGUUGCAGGACAGGUCAUACUGCUGGUCUCCCCUCUGCGCACACCGCCUCACUCACGCGCACGGACCCCCAGUCCCCCCAACAGUGACCUGUGCAGACGGGGAGACCAGACAAGCACUCCCCUCUCCAUCUGGGCUACUGAGCAUGGUGUUGCUACAGUACUGUAUACUGCUGCAGAUUGUGAGGGAGAACAGCUGCAAAUCUGUACUGAGGAAUAACAUUCUGACUGGAGAACCUGUUAUUCAUAGAGAUAAUUAAUUUAUACCUUCACUAAUAAAAAUGAAAAUAUUCAUUAAUGGAAAUUAGAGAGCACUGUUACAAGAUAGCAGAGCGUAUUUUACCCUUUGAUAUCCACUAUUACUGAAAAUAGUCCAAAUACACUAUCACAUUCCUUCUGCUACUGAAAUGGUGUCCAGCAUCAUGAGGAGAAAUUGAAAUGAUUACAUGAUUCAUUACUCUCAUUGAACUUAUUGACUCAGUUGCUCACAGUGUUGGAACCUUCCCUGUGUUAAGAAAGUAAUUAAAUACAAAAUGCAAUAAAUAUAACUGGGGAAACAGUAGGGUGAGCAAUGGAAUAGCAGAAUAAAUUUAAAACUAACAGAGCUGAAAGGUUUUGUGCUGCUUUUUCAAAUAACACUGCCAGUCAGAGAUCUUAUGCGUUUUCAAGUCCCCGUAGAGAUUUCAUCUCAAUAAGUGAGCCACUCAAAUGAAAUGAUUCACAAGGAGAAGAGAAAACUUGGUAAGUAAUGGGCACACUGUUUUCAUGUCAAGUGUACAGCUGACAUUUCUUUGCCAGAACUAUGUAUUUUAAUGGAGAUUUUUAUUAUGUUAGUGAUUUUUAUGUUCAUUAUAAUACAAUGCAAUUUUGUUUUAUUUAUUUAGUACAAGAUGAGAAGUAGAACAUUGAUGAGUAAUAGGAACAUUGUUUUCAUGUCAGGUGUAGGCUACAGCUGAUAUAUUUUGUCAGAAAUGCAUUGUUUGUACAGUAUUGUGUUGAUAUUGUUUAUAUUCAUCAUGAUCAUCCAUCGCAUUUUCAUGAUUAAUGACAAUUUAUUUUAUAUUUAUGUUUUUAAAACAUGAUUGUAAUAUCAUCUCUGUCUCUCACAUAUCAUGUGUACUUACUGAAAGGGAAAACUUUUAAUGUGACCUCAGAUCAUGGCAUUCACCAAGAGAUCAGCAAUGAACUCACUCUCACACUCUUAGAAAACAAAAGUGCUAUCUAGAACCUAACAGGGUUCUUCGGCUGUCCCCAUAAGAGAACCCUUUGAAGAACCCUUUCCACAGAGGGUUCUACAUGGAACCCAGAAGAGUUCUACCUGGAACCAAAAAGGGUUCUCCUAUGGGGACAGCCGAAGAAUCCUUUUGGAACCCUUUUUUCUAAGAGUGCAGAGUGGAGAUGGAAAACUUUGUACAGGAUGGUUUUGACUGAGACUCAGUACUGUUUCACAGCUGUGGCGCAGUAGAUCAACCAUCUUUGAUGUGUCCCCUCUUCUCCCAUGUCUGCUGUUACAGUAACCAUCUUUGAUGUAUCCCCUCUUCUCCCAUGUCUGCUGUUACAGUAACCAUCUUUGAUGUAUCCCCUCUUCUCCCAUGUCUGCUGUUACAGUAACCAUCUUUGAUGUGUCCCCUCUUCUCCCAUGUCUGCUGUUACAGUAACCAUCUUUGAUGUGUCCCCUCUUCUCCCAUGUCUGCUGUGACUGUUACAGUAACCAUCUUUGAUGUAUCCCCUCUUCUCCCAUGUCUGCUGUUACAGUAACCAUCUUUGAUGUAUCCCCUCUUCUCCCAUGUCUGCUGUUACAGUAACCAUCUUUGAUGUAUCCCCUCUUCUCCCAUGUCUGCUGUUACAGUAACCAUCUUUGAUGUAUCCCCUCUUCUCCCAUGUCUGCUGUUACAGUAACCAUCUUUGAUGUGUCCCCUCUUCUCCCAUGUCUGCUGUGACUGUUACAGUAACCAUCUUUGAUGUAUCCCCUCUUCUCCCAUGUCUGCUGUGACUGUUACAGUAACCAUCUUUGAUGUAUCCCCUCUUCUCCCAUGUCUGCUGUGACUGUUACAGUAACCAUCUUUGAUGUAUCCCCCCUUCCCCCAAGUCUACUAUGACAGUUACAGUUUUCAUCAAGCAGCCUCUUUUGGAUGUGGUUCAUACUCAUACACCACUUCAAGGACACAUAUGUAAAUAACAAUUCCCAAAGAACUUGUUCAGUAGUAUGAAUAGGUGUCAAAUAAUGUGUCUGCUUUUUCAUGAACACAAGUCAUUUCCCUAUGAAGAGGAGCAGCCUUAUCUGAAGGUCAGAUGAACUUGAACAUUACCUGAUUUGGGUGUGUAGACUGGCUAUGAGAGUGUUGUCUGACAUUAUGGGAAGUCGGGCAACUUGCAAAAUUUGCUUGCUGUUUGAACAAGGUGUUAUCCAGAUUUCCAUGAAUUAAACCAUGUAAAAUAUCAGCUUUAACUGUCAUCACAGGAUAAAAUUAUAUUUCAAUUGAUUUUCCGAUCAAUUGUUUUUUUAUGCUCAUUGAAGAAGAAAUGUCUGUGAACAUUAAAAUUGCUUUUUCAUUUGUUUACUGGGAUGUUGUUUUUCUUUUCAUACCAUGAAAUUAUACUGCUUAUCAUUUGUCUGGGAGUGUGGUUUUCUGGGAUAAUGUAGACCACCUGUAAUACAGUGCUGAAUGAGAACUUUGUUGUUUUUCAUUUUCUGCAUCAAAGCACCGCAUAUCUGAGGAAUUGAUGAUUGUAACAAAG
Messenger RNA from Salmo salar (Atlantic salmon), 5278 nucleotides. Its product is annotated as leucine-rich repeat transmembrane neuronal protein 4. Gene Ontology annotation, molecular function: protein binding. Lineage: Eukaryota; Metazoa; Chordata; Actinopteri; Salmoniformes; Salmonidae. The record is from RefSeq and is a predicted model, not a curated record.